AAUAAAACAGAAUUUCUAAUGUUUCUAAAGAAGAAGAAUAGACUUCAAGGGGUUUUAGUCGUCAGCUGUUAUGUUCAUAAGUUUCUUUCUCCCCCCUUUCCAAACUCCGAGGCUCCAUCUUGCCUUUUGAUUGACCGCUACAUAUGUUUUUUUCUGGGUGCUGAAUUUUCCCCCUGCUGGAAAGAAAUAAAGCAACAGUGGAAGGCUGGGAAAGAAAAGGGCACGGCGGAAAAUAAAAAAAGCGGCGAAGGAGAAAGUAUCAUAACAGGAGCUUCGCGGGAAAAGUGGGGGGACAGGUUGGAAAAAGAGCUAUAAGAAACUGAGCAAGUGGGGAACGAGACUUGCCAUAUAUUUUCUGGAGUCAGAUCAUUUUAUUGACAGCGAGCUUCAAAUUAAAAGGGGGAGCCACCAUGACAUCGGAAAUGCAGGAAAUUGCCAUCACAGAGGACAAGCCUUUACUCACGGGUCAGGCUGAUGCUGCCAAGGAUGUUGCUGAACUGGCUGCAAGGAUACUCCUAGAUCAAGGGCAGGAGCACAGCGUUGAGACCCCGCACGGCGUUCUACGCGUGACCCUCCACGGGACGCGGACCACCCGCCGGCCCGCCAUCCUGACCUGCCAUGACGUGGGUCUGGACAGUAAGAGCUGCUUCUCUCCUCUGUUUAAAUUUGAGGAGAUGCAGGAGAUUGUCAAGAACUUCACCCUGAUUCACAUCGACGCUCCGGGCCAAGAGGAGGGGGCCUCCGCCUACCCUCCAGGCUACCAGUAUCCCUCCAUGGAGACCAUCUCCGAGAUGAUCCCUGCUGUGCUGCAGUUUUUCAACUUCCGUACCGUCAUUGGGGUGGGGGUGGGAGCGGGAGCGUACAUCCUCUCCAAGUUCACACUCGCUAAUCCAGAUUCAGUGGAGGGCCUGGUUCUGGUUAACAUCGACACCAACGCUAAAGGAUGGAUGGACUGGGCCGCACACAAGCUCAGUUCUGUGACUUCCUCUCUCACAGAGCAGAUCUUAUGUCACCUUUUCAGUCAGGAGGAACUUUCAGCAAACACAGACUUGGUGCAAUCUCACAGAGAGCGGAUCUCCAAAGCGCCUAAUCUGGCCAACAUUGAGCUCUUCUGGAAGACGUACAACAGCCGCAGAGAUCUGAACCUGGACCGCAACUAUACCUUCAAGUGUCCAGUGAUGUUAGUCGUUGGGGAUCAAGCUCCGUACGAAGAUGCCGCUGUGGAGUGCAACAGCAAGCUCGACCCCACAUCAACUUCCUUCCUGAAGAUGGCCGACGCAGGUGGCCUCCCUCAGCUCACUCAGCCUGCUAAGCUCACUGAGGCUUUCAAAUAUUUCAUCCAAGGAAUGGGUUAUAUGGCUUCCUCUUGCAUGACCCGCCUGUCCCGCUCCCGCACCACCUCGCUCUCCUCCUCCUACUCCAUGGACGGGUCCCGCUCUCGCUCACGCACCCUGUCCCAGGGCUCGCAGGGGGGCCAGAUGCCGCCCAGCCCCUCCCAAACCAUGGAGGUCUCCUGCUGAAGAAGACUUCGCCCCCUUCCACCACCUCACGACGGCAAGAGCAGAGAGCGAUAAAGGAACGAAGGGAAAAAGGUGAAGCGUGAACGCAACGAAAACGAGAUGAACGAACGGCUUUCUCCAUCGGUCAAUACACGACUCCCACCAUUCCCCCCCGCAAGAGCAGACAGAGAGAGAGAGAGAGGGCCUGUCCUCCAUGUUGGUCCAGCACAGAUGCAGUCUUUCAGCUAGAAGAGAUUAAAAAGAACCAGGAAGGAGGUGCAGAACAGGAAACAGUCCUCUCUCCCUCUGUCAGCCUGUAGACCCCUUUAACCUAGAUCCAGAGUGUGGCAUGUAGAAGCUGCACUCAUCACUUUAACCCGUAGAAACUCUUCAGGAAGCAGAAUUGAUGAUGAUGCUGAAGCUAACGAUGAUGUAAUAGGAAACAAAACUGUAACACUUUUCUCUUUAUUACGUGAUUUUAAUAUAAUAUAGAAUAAAAAAAACAUACUAUAGCAGAGAUACUUACUACAAUGUGUGUGUCCACUACUUUUACUGCUAGUUUCUAAUGUGUUUUUUUUUCUUUCUGAUUUGUAACUUGUCUCAACUAAUGGUUGAAGCAGUCAGCAAGAGCCAUUCUAGCAACUACAUGUGUCUCAAAAAAAAAAAAAAAGUUUAAUAUGAUUU
Messenger RNA from Poecilia latipinna (sailfin molly), 2183 nucleotides. RefSeq names its product NDRG family member 2 (gene ndrg2). The transcript is spliced from 16 exons. NCBI's taxonomy places the organism in Eukaryota, Metazoa, Chordata, Actinopteri, Cyprinodontiformes, Poeciliidae. The record is from RefSeq and is a predicted model, not a curated record. Bases 411 to 1520 code for a protein of 369 amino acids.